Prunus armeniaca (apricot) is the source of this 267-nucleotide messenger RNA. The record is from the annotation of a GenBank genome assembly. Lineage: Eukaryota; Viridiplantae; Streptophyta; Magnoliopsida; Rosales; Rosaceae.
AUGGAGAAAAAACCGAAAAACAACCAGAAUAAGAACCAAAAAGAUGGAGGAGAAAAGGGGGGAAGGGAGGAUAGGAGGAAAGGAGGAGCGAGGAGGCAAGGGAGGGGGGGGAGAGGGUCGGUGACCACUUCUCCCCUGGCGGCGCUAGAAGAGAGGGGGGCUAGGGUUCAGGAAGCAGAGAGAGAGACUCGGGAGAGAAAGAAGGGCUCUGCUCUCGAGAGAGUUUGGGUUUGGUUGGUUCAAUGGAAUACCACAGGAGAAUGGUAG